AUGUCUAUCUCAUUGCUCAAAAGGUAUCUACCGAUAUCACUGGCACUCCUUCUCUUCUACGGCAGCGCCUCGCGAUUUACCCAUGGCGCAACAUCAACAGCAUCUUUCUAUCAAUAUCAAAAUGAUCGAAGUCCCGAUAAUGGGUCAACUCUUUCCCGUGUCAUCCCUGUCUUCGAUGUUAUCGUUGGAACUGCCAUUCUACAGCAAGGACUGUCACGCAAAGUUGCAACUUGCUUUGUGGCAUCGACCAUCACCAGUGUAGCUGUUCAGCGUUAUUUGGCGGGAUUGGAUUGUCAAGGGGACUUUCUACAGGGUAUUUGGGCGACUGCUGCAGCUAUUGCGACUCUGCUCGCUGUGAAGCAAUACGUCCCCCACGACAGCCCCAAUCCUCAACCUGGUGAUGUGACCAUUAUCGGUGCUCAUGCAAAUGGUUUUCCAAAGGAACUAUAUGAGCCGCUAUGGGAUGAGUUGUAUGACCGAGCAAGACAACAAGAUCUCAGGAUACGAUCGAUAUGGAUCGCAGAUGUAUGGAAUCAAGGUCAAUCAGGGGCUAUCAACGAGAGAGUGCUCGGAAAUGAUCUCAGUUGGUUUGACCACGCAAGAGAUCUGAUGACGCUCAUCAACCAGCACCAACGAGACAUUCCUCAUCCUAUCGUUGGCAUUGGUCAUAGUAUGGGUGGAACUCAGCUGGCACAGCUAGCACUCUGGCACCCUCGGCUCUUGGACUCGUUAGUACUUAUUGACCCCAUCAUCCAAAUUCCAAACCCAAGCAUUUCCCUAGCCGGUCUUUCUACAAAGAGGCGAGAUAUCUGGCCAUCAAGAGAAGAUGCUGUUGCAAGAUUCAAGAAGAGCAAGUUCUUCCAGUCUUGGGAUCCUCGUGUUCUUGACCUUUGGAUAGAACAUGGGCUUCGAGAUGUUCCGACUGAGCUUUAUCCGAAAGAAGGGGGUUCAAGUCCAGGUGAGCGAGUUACGCUCACGACAUCAAAGCAUCAAGAGCUCUUCAGCUUCGUUCGACCGACAUAUUUAGCAAGAGACUGGGAACAUUUCAACGAUCAAGACCCAGAACAGAAUAAAGACUGCCCUGAGUACCCAUUUCAUCGCCCAGAGCCACCAAAGAUAUUUCGCCACUUACCCGAGCUUCGACCAAGUACUUUAUUCGUCUUCGGAAAGCAAUCAGAGUUUUCAUCACCUGAGCGACGACAGGAGAAAAUGCUAGCGACAGGCACCGGAGUUGGGGGCAGCGGAGGCGCAGCUGCUGGUAGAGUUCAAGAGGAGACUCUUGACUGUGGCCAUUUGAUAACCAUGGAGAAGGUUUCCGAGUGCGCAGAUGUCAUCUCUUCAUUCGUCGGGAAAGAAAUUAGACACUGGCGUGAUCAGCAGGAAUCUUUCAAGAGGUACCGUAAAAGCAUGCUGAGACGACAACAAAUUACGAUCGAUGAACAGUGGGAGGACAAGGUUAAGCUUGGUGAUAAAUACUUAAAGUCAUAG
Messenger RNA from Fusarium fujikuroi IMI 58289, 1488 nucleotides. RefSeq names its product related to host-specific AK-toxin Akt2. Bases 1 to 1488 code for a protein of 495 amino acids. NCBI's taxonomy places the organism in Eukaryota, Fungi, Ascomycota, Sordariomycetes, Hypocreales, Nectriaceae. The transcript has 5 exons. The record is from RefSeq and is a predicted model, not a curated record.